CGUCGGCUUCCCGCUGCUAGUGCUGUGUUAGUGAUUUAGUGAAGCGUAUACUGAAGCAACUACUCCUGUACCUAAGCCACUGGGUGAAAUUUUCUAGGCCAAUCGUGCCUCCCGUGCAGAGCCAACUCUAAUUCCGAUUCGCCCACCGCCUGCGGCGUUAUCUAUCGGCGUCAUCAACUUCUAUCGUCGCCAUCAUUACCUGUGAUUCCUCCCCGUUCGCGUCAUCCCCCCGUCUAUCCAUCCCAUCGACUCUCCUCCACCCUCAUCGCCGACUCGACCAUCUAAGCCCUGCCAUUGCCUCUACCACUGUCUCUGACACGCUGGCUACCCUGUGUUCCUCUCCUGUCGAUGGCCAUUUUUACUGCUCCUAGAUCCCUUCAGAAUGCCUACUCGCCUGAGUUCAUGACCCAGUCCCAGAUGGGCGUCAUGAAUAGCGCCCCCCACUCCAGCCAUCCCUCGUUCCUUCAUCUGGUCCUCUUGGUCUUUGAAGCCGUCCUCGAGGUCAUUUGCGUGAGUCUUCCGGGCUACAUUGCCGCCAAACAAGGCUUGUUCGAUGCAGACGCCCAGAAGCUCGUAGCAAACCUCAAUGUCACGCUAUUUACCCCCUGCCUGAUCUUCACCAAGCUUGGUUCUCAGCUUACAGCAGAGAAGCUCACCGAUCUGGCCAUCAUUCCGGCCAUUUUCGUUGUCCAGACUUUUGUCUCUUAUUCAUGUGCCUGGGCUGUCUCACGAUGCCUCCGCCUCAAGAAACGACCCUCCAAUUUCAUAGCCGCCAUGGCGGUGUUUGGAAACUCGAAUUCGCUGCCCAUCUCCCUCGUGAUGUCCCUUUCGCAGACCCUGCAAGGUCUUCACUGGAGUCGUGUGCCGAACGACAACGAUGACGAAGUGGCCGCACGUGGCAUUCUAUAUUUGCUUAUCUUCCAGCAGCUGGGCCAGCUCGUGCGGUGGAGCUGGGGCUACCAUGUGCUCCUCGCUCCCCGCGACCGGUACCUGGAAGAGGGAGAUCAGGAUGCCACUCGCAUUGGACAAGGCCAGGAGCGAUACACGGACAACCCGGAGCAGAUCGAUCCAGAUGAGCCAUUGGUGCGGACCAGAAGCUUCGAUGAACGGACCCAGUCUUCUGGAGAUUCUCAGCAGGACUCGGACGAAUUUGCGUCUGGUCAAGAAACCCCUGUGACGGCCCGGGAUUAUACUUACGCCAAGCUGUCGCCCCGUAGCGGAGGAGGUGGUGAUCUCGAUCACCCAGCCCUGCUGGAUGCGCCUCCCGCGCCGUUUAUUCCUCGACAAAGCUCCACUGGCGAUAUGUUGUCUUUCCCCGAUGUCCAAGAACGCUACGGGAAGAAGGGCUUCAUCCCUCGCGUCAAGGUUUCCGCUUGUCGCUUCGGUAGUCGCGUUGCGAGCGGAUGGGAGCGAGGAACCGGGUCUGUAUUUCAACGGUUGCCAUCUUGCGUCCAGACGGCGCUGACGGUGUGCUCGCGCUGGAUCCGGAAGUUCUUCCACGGGCUGUGGGAGUUCAUGAACCCGCCCCUCUGGGCCAUGCUCGUCUCGAUCGUGGUGGCCUCCGUCCCGUCACUGCAGAGUCUCUUCUUUGAUGAAGGGACCUUUGUGCGCAACUCCGUGACUCGGGCCAUCAGCCAGAAUGGCCAGGUUGCGGUUCCCUUGAUUUUGGUCGUGCUGGGAGCCAACCUGGAGCGCAACACUCUCCCGAAAGAGGCGCUUGAAGAUGUCGAGCAUCCCAAGGAAGAAAAGAAGCUGAUCUUCGCUUCUCUGGUGGCCCGCAUGGUCCUUCCCACCAUCAUCAUGGCCCCUAUCCUUGCGUUGCUGGCCAAGUACGUGCCAGUCAGCAUUCUGGAUGACCCGAUUUUCAUCAUCGUCUGUUUCCUGCUCACUGGAGCCCCAUCGGCACUCCAGCUGGCACAGAUCUGUCAGAUCAACAACGUCUACGUCAGCGCCAUGUCCAAGCUCUUGUUCCAGAGCUAUGUGGUGUGGAUCCUCCCAUCAACCCUGGUCCUCGUUAUGUGUGCAUUGGAGGUCGUCGAAUGGGCCUCCGCCUCCUAAAAUUCGAUAUGCAUCAGUUCUGCAUGGCUUAUUAUUAUCGGUGUCUGGCGUUUGCGUGCUCUCCUUCAUCUCUUUACUGUAUUAUUGGCAGCCGUCUCGAUUAGGAUGGAUGGGAAGAUACCAAAUUGGAACG
Aspergillus ibericus CBS 121593 is the source of this 2191-nucleotide messenger RNA. Its product is annotated as Auxin Efflux Carrier superfamily. The record is from RefSeq and is a predicted model, not a curated record. Gene Ontology annotation, cellular component: endoplasmic reticulum; membrane. The transcript has 4 exons. The coding region runs from base 349 to 2058 and encodes 569 amino acids. NCBI's taxonomy places the organism in Eukaryota, Fungi, Ascomycota, Eurotiomycetes, Eurotiales, Aspergillaceae. Gene Ontology annotation, biological process: transmembrane transport.